This is a messenger RNA of Saprolegnia parasitica CBS 223.65, 1799 nucleotides long. RefSeq lists its product as hypothetical. The record is from RefSeq and is a predicted model, not a curated record. The coding region runs from base 13 to 1722 and encodes 569 amino acids. The transcript is spliced from 2 exons. Gene Ontology annotation, molecular function: phosphatidylinositol binding. Lineage: Eukaryota; Oomycota; Saprolegniomycetes; Saprolegniales; Saprolegniaceae.
ACCGACUCGAGCAUGAGUACCGAGGAGGCGAAGGGCCUCGUCGUCGCCAUCACGCACGUCGACUACACGCCUGCGGACCGGACGCAGUACGUCAUCCGGGUCACGGACCACCAGAUCCAUGGCGUCGAGAUGACCGUGCGCCGGCCCUACCACGAGUUCCGCGAGCUCCGCGCUAAGAUCUUGGCCAUCAUGAAGCCGUUGGCGAUGGACUCGGCGAACGGGCGGUUCCUCGCAGCCGUCGAAGCGCUCUCGUUCCCGUCCAAGCGCCUCUUUGGCUCGCGCACCGAGUCGGUCGUCAAGACGCGCGCCGAAGCGCUCGACAAGUGGCUCACCAAGGUCUUGCUCUGUACGCACGAAUACCGAAAGGCGCAGAAGCGCAAGUCGACCCACGAUGCGUCCUUCAACACGCAAGGCAGCGUGCUUGUGCUGGACGCGCUCAAGGAGUUUUUGACCACCGACAUUGAAGAGAUCAACCGCGUGCCGGUGCCGAUGGCGGGCGACGAGCCCAAGGUCGUGCCGAUGCCAAAGCGCCACUCGAUGCCAAUGGAAAGUCAGCGCGGUGGCAGCUCGAGCAUGACCAACGAGAACGAGCGCCACACGGACAACCUCCCGGGCUACGCGCCGACGCUCUCGCCGCGGUCCCAGUGGACGAAAGAAAAGUCCAACUCGGCCUCGUCCGUGGCCACGACGCGCCACGAAUCCUCGUCGUCCCUCGCGUCCAACUCGUCGCUCUCGUCGUCGCUGCCACCGCGCUCGAUCCUCAAGUCGAACGAGCGCCCCGUGUCGACCCGGCAAACCCGUGCGAAGACGCGGUUCGAGGACCAGCCCGAGCCGACGCCAACCAAGUCGAGCCACCGUCAUCGCAGCAGCAACCGGUCGAGCUUGUCCCGGUCGCGUGACGUCAACUCGUCGUUCCUCAAGGACGCGCGGUAUGCGUCGACCAAGCCAGUCGUUCUCAAGCGCAUCCCGUCCGGCAACGAAGCGCAGAUUGUCGGGAACGCCGAGACCGAGCUCCAAUCGCUUGGCCUCACGCGCGACGGUGCGCUCAUGCUUCUCCGGUAUCUCGACAAGUUUCUGGCGAAAGCCAUGAUCCGCCAGCCGGGCUGCUACCGCAUCACGCCCGACAAUUGGCUUGCGAUCGACGCCGAGCGGCUCUGCCUCGAGCUCGAAGAGGCUUUCUUUGAUCCAUCCGAGAUGACGCGAGUGCUCUUGGACGGAAACACGCACGAGUGGCGCAUUCCGCCCAAACUCGAGGGCUACAUCCAGUUCAAGUGGACCAUGGACAACCACAAGAAGGCGUCGGAAGACUCGGACGACUCGGACGACUCGGAAGUCGAGAUCGUCUCGUUCCGAGGCAAGAAGAAAUCGCGCUUCUCCGAGCACGAAAUCGACGAGAUCGAGGCCAUGAUGAGCAACGGGAACGCGAGCCGCGAGCAAAUGAAGCAGCUCCGUCGGCAACUCCACGAAGAAAACUGGGAGCGCUACAGCCGCCCGGGCGAGAGCGCGGCGCGCGGCAACGACAUCUCGGACGACGAGGCCUCGGACGACGAAGACGUGGUGACCAUCUCCAAGGCCUUGCCUGGCUCGGUCUCGGUCUCGGCGGCCGCGGCGGCAUUUGAAGACAGCGACAGCGACAGCGACAUUGGCGAGAACGAAGACUUCGAGAGCUUCAUCCAACGCAAGAGCCAAAAGCUCACCGGCCGACUGCAAGGGCUCGUGUGAGCAGCAGCUCGUUCACCUCUCUGGUUUUUGGCUCGUGAGUGAAGAAGACGCAGUUAUUUAUGUGUGCUAACAACCCA